Molecule: messenger RNA, 531 nt
Organism: Amaranthus tricolor (Joseph's coat)
Lineage: Eukaryota; Viridiplantae; Streptophyta; Magnoliopsida; Caryophyllales; Amaranthaceae
Product: histone H4
Exons: 1
Coding region: 83-394 (103 amino acids)
Biological process (GO): nucleosome assembly
Cellular component (GO): nucleosome
Molecular function (GO): structural constituent of chromatin; DNA binding; protein heterodimerization activity
Source: RefSeq, a predicted model, not a curated record
UUCCCCCGAAUCUCAAUCCAACCAAAAUCAGAAACCCUAAAAAUUCAACUCAAAAUCAAUUUCCGAAAUCCAGAUCUAGAAAAUGUCGGGAAGAGGAAAGGGAGGAAAGGGAUUGGGAAAGGGAGGAGCAAAGAGGCAUAGAAAAGUGUUAAGGGAUAACAUUCAAGGAAUCACAAAGCCUGCAAUUCGUCGUUUGGCUCGUAGAGGAGGAGUUAAGAGAAUCAGUGGUUUGAUCUACGAAGAAACUCGUGGUGUUUUGAAGAUUUUCUUGGAGAAUGUGAUUCGUGAUGCUGUUACUUACACUGAACAUGCUAGAAGAAAGACUGUUACUGCCAUGGAUGUUGUUUACGCACUUAAGAGGCAAGGUCGAACUCUUUAUGGUUUCGGUGGUUAGAUUUGUUUUUCAGUUUGUAAGCUUAGGGUCCGCUUGCUUUAGUUCUAUUUGGUGUUUUCAAAAGGAGAUUUUAAUCUCUAUAUUGUAAUUGUUGAAUUAUUGGUUAAUAUAUAUGAUAGUUAUAAUUUGAGUUCCAA